AUGGUGUCCACAGAGGACACAUUUUGUAAAGAAGGUAGAAAAGAAGUGGAAGGUAAGGUUAAGAUACAGGCAGACACUCCUCAGAUAUCUGUGAGUAUAGAAGGAGUAAAGGUGGUGGGGAUAUGUGAUACAGGUGCAGAAGUGUCCGUAAUUAGUACUUUUAUUUACGAGACUUACUUGAAGAAGCAUGGCAUAAAACUACAAAGGUCAAAUGCUAAGAUAAGAUCAGUGGGAGGGAGUUUGAUCCCGUGUAGAGGUAAAGUAAUUGUUAGUUUAGAGAUGUGCGGGAUUGAAGUGGAAAAUGUAGCAUUGCUUGUGUGUGAUGAGGUAGGAGAGAAUUAUAGCUGUUUGUGGGGCAUGAAUAUUUUAUCAGAAGUGGCAGAAAUAUGGCCGGUCAUGUAUAAGUUAAGCAGAUCAGGUGUUGGUGAAGAGGAAGUGCGGGAUUACAUUGGCGAUACAAAAAGAUUGGGUCAGUUAAAUUUAGAAGAUAAUCGAGGUUUUGUAAAAUCACAGGAAGUAUUGGUAGAGCCCCUUGUGGGUUCUCAUGAAGGAUGGGUUCCAGAGGGGAUUGUGGCAUUACCAACCGUAGUGAGAAUAGAGCACGGGAAGGGCUUCGCACUAAUUGCUAAUCUUUCAGAUAAUGUUGUCAAGCUUAGACGGAACUGGCGAAUAGGCAAGAUCAGUAAAAUAGAUGAAGUGAAGGAAGUAAGAAAGGUAGAGAUUGGGGCGACAGAUAAGAAAGCAGAUGUAAUUAUAAAUCAGGACUGUUUGAAUGGGAAACAGAAAGAAAGGUUAGAUAAACUGUUGUGGGAAUUCAGUGACAUUUUUGCAGAAGAAAACGGACCAAUUGGUACUGCUACGGGGGUACAGCAUGUGAUACCGCUCAUGACGGACCAGCCUAUAAGGGUGCCAUACAGACGAAUCCCGCCGCAUCAAGUCUCGGAGGUGAAAGAUCAUAUCAAUGAGUUGUGUAAACAAGGAGUCAUAACCCCAAGCGUGAGUCCUUAUUCCGCAGCGAUAGUGGUAGUAAGAAAGAAAGACGGGUCGCUUAGACUGUGUGUCGACUACCGACAAUUGAAUAAAUACACGAUAAGGGACGCUUUUCCGCUACCGCGAAUUGAUGAAACGGUCGAGGCACUGGAGGGGGCUCGGUUUUUCUCUACGUUCGACUUGGCCGCGGGCUACCAUCAAAUUGAGGUCCACCCCAAAGAUCAACCGAAAACUGCAUUUAGCACUCCCUUUGGCCAUUACGAGUUUAAAAGAUUGCCAAUGGGACUGUCAAAUAGUCCUAGUACCUUCCAAAGAUAUAUGGAACGUAUAUUAGGAGACAAAAUUUUUCAUACCUUGUUAGUAUAUUUAGAUGAUGUCAUUGUUUUUAGUCGUACGGUGGAGGAACAUUUAAAUAGAUUGGAAGAAUUAUUUAGGCGUAUGAGGAAGUACGGUUUAAAAUUCAAGCCUAAUAAAUGCAAGUUGUUUGCAAAUAGAGUGGUUUAUUUUAGGGUAUGA
Penaeus monodon (black tiger shrimp) is the source of this 1506-nucleotide messenger RNA. RefSeq lists its product as uncharacterized. The record is from RefSeq and is a predicted model, not a curated record. Lineage: Eukaryota; Metazoa; Arthropoda; Malacostraca; Decapoda; Penaeidae. The transcript is spliced from 3 exons. Bases 1 to 1506 code for a protein of 501 amino acids.